UAGCUGUUGCCACAGCAACCGAGUUGGCGUCACCACUCUCUACUUUCAAAUUCAUGACUUCGCGUUUCUUCUCGAGGUUUCAGGCUGAAAACUCGCACAUCCUCGACGGAGACAUGACGACAUGUCCGUGAGGAAGAGCUCCCUUUACGUCUCUGUCCGUUUGUCGGGGUUGUGCAUGUCCGAGUUGCCGCGGAGCUGGACCUGAGGGGUUGGAGUCAUCACCGUGUCCGUACGUUUGUUCCCCAGCGUCGGCCAACAUGGCUGAGGAUGACAGCGAGUGGAUUAUAGAGAGUAUCGUCGGCUACCUGGGAAGUCCCGAAUGGGUCAUCCCAGUCACGGACUUUAUGGAGCACAAAUGUACAGUUUUUGAUGACGAGGAUGAAAACAAGCUCUCAUACACAGAAAUCCAUCAGCAGUAUAAGAAUCUUGUGGAGAAACUGCUGGAGAAUUAUAUGCAGGAGGUUGGCAUCAACGAGCAGCAGUUCCUGGAUGCAUGCACCUCUCCCUUUGCCAGGUCUCAAUCUUUGCAGGACAUGUUCCAGCCAGUUCUGGCUACGGAUGACUUCCAGGUGUUUCGCUCGCUGAUGGUUCAGAAGAACAUGGAGCUGCAGCUCCAAGCCCUCAGAGUCAUUAAAGAAAAAAACGGGGCCCUACCAGAGUGUCUGACCGAUGGGGUUGACGUGAUGACCGAGUUGGAGCAGGAAGAGAUGAAAAUCCUGGAGGAAGUCCUCAAGAAGUCAAAGGAGGAGUACGAUGUAGAGAUGUCCAGGAGGCUGCUGUUAGACAAGAAGACCGGCUCCACUUCCAGCAGGUCCUCAGAUAAACCAAACCCAGGAGGCGAUGAGGCUCGAGAGGCCAAACUGAGCAACUCUUCCAAACGCACACCAGACUCUGGCAGUAGCAGCAUCCAGCCCAGAGUGCUGCCAGCCGUGCGAACUCCCACAAAAUCCAGCAAGUCUUCCAACGCCAACAUCCGUCAAACCGCGGAGCAGAGCGACAGCAGGGAGGCUGCGGCCGAGGCCUACCUGGAGGAGGCACACCGGGAAGCGGGUUUCUCCAAGCCAUACACGGAGCUUCUGCCGUCACAGCAGGAGCAGCUCCAGCAAAGGGCAGCGUAUCUGCGUCAGCAGCGAGACAAACUGCACGCCCUGAAGAAAGAACAGCAGAAAAUCAGACAGACGGCCACCCCGGAGGAGACACCAGGCAGCCCUACACCAGCACCAACCGCCAACUCGGAGGCAGAGGGAGAGCCCCAGAUGAACGGGGCCAGCUCCCCUCCUCCUCCAUUACACCCCUCGACUAACUCCACCAAACAGAAGGAGAUAUCUGCUGAGGAAAAGAAGAAGCUCCAGAAGAGAAAACAUCUGGCUGACAAGCUAAAGGAGGAAGUCAUCAAGAAAUAAUAACAGACGCAAUAAGUUA
Messenger RNA from Poecilia reticulata (guppy), 1422 nucleotides. RefSeq names its product cilia and flagella associated protein 36 (gene cfap36). The record is from RefSeq and is a predicted model, not a curated record. NCBI's taxonomy places the organism in Eukaryota, Metazoa, Chordata, Actinopteri, Cyprinodontiformes, Poeciliidae. Gene Ontology annotation, cellular component: ciliary base; axoneme.